AUGCAGGGCCAGGACUGCCAGGGCCAGGUUCCCGAGGAGGAUGAGCCGCGCAUCAUUGGGGGCCGGCCCUGCUCGGUAGCCCAGCGCCCGUUCCAGGUGGCCCGGACCAAGCGGGGCCAGAUCCUGUGUGGGGGGAGCCUGGUGGGGGCACGAUGGGUCCUGACAGUGGAGGCCUGCAGGCAGCCGCUCCGGGACUUGCAGGUGCUGAUCAGCACCAACACCCAGCGGGCAGGUACAGGCCAGGUGUGCUGUGUCUUGCGCCUGCAGGUGCACCCCGGCUACAACCCCUGGCGCAAUGACGACUUCAUGCUGCUGCACCUGGAUGCACCUGUGCGCUUUGGGCCCCACGUCAAGAAAAUCCGCGUGGCCACCAAGUGUCCCCGUGCCGGCCAGAACUGCAACGUGUCCGCCAAGUUCCCACGGGACCUGCAGUGCGCGCAGGUGCAGACCAUCAGCCCUGAGCAGUGCGCCCGCGCCUAUGGCAGCGCUGUCACCCGCAACAUGUUCUGCGCAGUGACCCACAGUGACCAGCGCAGCCACCCGGGGGUCUACAGCAACGUGUGCCAGGCCAGCGGCUGGACACUGCAGGUCAUCAGGGAGUGA
Messenger RNA from Catharus ustulatus (Swainson's thrush), 603 nucleotides. Its product is annotated as kallikrein-14-like. The record is from RefSeq and is a predicted model, not a curated record. Lineage: Eukaryota; Metazoa; Chordata; Aves; Passeriformes; Turdidae. Gene Ontology annotation, molecular function: serine-type endopeptidase activity. The transcript has 5 exons. Gene Ontology annotation, biological process: proteolysis. The coding region runs from base 1 to 603 and encodes 200 amino acids.